Porites lobata is the source of this 5433-nucleotide messenger RNA. The record is from the annotation of a GenBank genome assembly. Lineage: Eukaryota; Metazoa; Cnidaria; Anthozoa; Scleractinia; Poritidae.
AUGGCGUCCGCGAAAACACAUCGUCGAAAUUCAACGGGGAAUACUUGUCACGAUAGAACUGAUGAUCGGCUAAAGAGGGAACAUUUUCUUCACCCAAACUCUGAUCAAAUAGAUCUUAACCUGCUUCUUCAGGCUGUCCUAGAUAUUAACGAGAAAUUGAAUGAAAAACAAGGAGACACAACUGAACGAAAAAUGGAAGAUGUAGCAGAAACCCGAGUGAAGUUAACUUCGAAGGGUUAUUGGGACGAUGCAAGAGGGGUCAAAGAUUUCGACGACACAGCUUCAAGACAUUCAUCAGUGUCUACAGCAUCUAGAUCAAGGCCUAGAAGUGCUGUAAAUCUAAACGAAUCAAGGCGCCCGGCGCCUCUUGAACGCAAAAAUAUGUCGUUCAGUAACACAACGGUUGACGCUAUUGAUAGAGAAAACCAGAGACUGUUAAAAGUAAUUACAAGAACAAGAGGAAGGCCGAAGACGGCGCAACCGAAAAAAGCUGUCUCAGAACCAUUGAGGGUGCAAACAUCGUCUGAAGUGAAUAGAUUCAGGUUUCAAAGGAAAGUUGACAUGGAAAACCAGGUAAGAAAAAAAGCUUUAAUAAUAAUAUCAUAAGCAACUUCUGAAUUGAGGGGUCGAAAAUGAAUCGAGUCUAGUUGAUUUUAAUAUAUACUUACAGAAGAUCUGUAAAGUAAUCUUCCAUCAAGGCAUUAUUACUUUGUUUUCUUAAAUUGUUUGAAAAGUAUACAGUCUACAGUGUAAUUACUUUUCAAAGCGAUGAAUAAUACAUCACUGACGCUUUUUCAGCAGUCUGUGGAAUAAAUGCCUCAAAAUACACAAAGAAUGUUUCAGCCACUUAACAAACCAGCCUUUAUUUUCAUGCUGUCCCUAAAACGUGAACUUGGGCGUGUACACCAAUUUUGUUUUCAUUGUGAAACAAGCUGAUAAGUGCUCUUCUGUGAGUCGUUAAUGCAGUACAAAAACACCUAGCUGGAGAGCAAUAGACUCACUUGAACAAGACAAAAAGGGUUUUAAAUUAUAACUAAUUCCCUUGUUUUUCCUCUCCCAGGGCAAUCUCUUAUUCUGACCAACACAUAUGUGAUAAUUUUCUAUCACUAGCUCCAUAGGGCUUGUGUACAUGUAGAUGCAUACUGGUCUUCUUGGUUGCUACAUGUAUAAUCUCAUUAGCAUAUCAAAGUUCAGAAAUAGCCCUUCUGCAUGUUUACAUCAGGAAAGUAAAUUUCACCACCAAGUCCCAUUUUCAAAAUAUAAAGUCGCAAAGUUUUACAUAAAUGAAUUCCCAAGGCAGUACAGUUGAAAAGAAAACCCAUGCACUAAGAGUGCAAAUGCAAAGAAUUUUGCUCACUAACAAGGCUUGGUGGUGAAAUUUGCUCAUCUGACGUAAUCACAUAAGGGCCGUUGCUUGUCUUGCUUCCUUCUGUAUGUUACCAGUGCUCCUUGCUCCAACUAUUUUUGCCAUGGCAAAUUUAAAAAAUUUUUGAAUUGCAGAUAAAGUUAGCCAGCAGUGUGUUCAGGGUCUUGUGUGAAGCUAUAGUUUUUUUAAUAGUUACUAUAUGGUUAAGUUUUUAAAGUUUACAGUGUAAGUGAGAUAGUGAAUUUACCCUCUAGAUUACACCCUAUCAUAUUAUUAUAUAUACGGAACCCAAGAAGAUUCAUGUGUUACGUAAAAUCACCUUAAAACAGUUGUAUAAAAUAUUAUUUACACUGUAUAAUAUUUUCUAUCCGAAGCCCUGACUAACUACUAUUUUAGCCAAUAAUUAGGCAGCCCCAAGUAACUCCUGUGCCCAGUUGUUCAAAAGGUGGAUAGUGCUAUCUGGUGCAGUGUUCAAUCUAGAAAUUAUGGAAAGUGGGUCAAAUGUCCCACGUGACAUUUUAAAUUGGGUCGUUUCAAAAAUGGUCUGGGUCAAAUUAUUAUGAUAAUAAUAAACUUCGAAAAACUGGCAGACACAAGAACACACCCUGAACAAAGUCAACGAACGAAGCGUGAAUCGAUCGGCAACGUUGCAGAACGUCGUAGUAGCGUCCAGUCUCUCUCGGAAUUGGAACGCCUGACACAAACGUAGUCUGAAACACCAGUUAUUUCGCGACUUCGCGCGUUCAUAUAAGGCUAGUAAGCACACAUAUUUCUUUUUAAAUUUACUUUUAUUAUUGCCUGCUGCUUUGGAAGUACUUAUAUACGAGAAAACUUAUUUUGGGGGGUUUUUGUUUGCUGCUUUUUUUGCGUCAGUAUGACCCCACGAUCAUUUCAUUUUGCGUCAGAAUAGAAUAUUCUGCGUAAAUGAUGCAAAAACGCGGCCUAGAUUGAACAAUGCUGGUGGAUAAAUGUGUGGUUCCAGAAAAUACCCAGACCCCCACCACGGAGGGAAUUGGAAAUUCCAGGGGGGGGGGGGGGGGGGGGUCAGAGGCCCAGGAAAUUCCAGAAUGGAGGGGGGUUGGACCAUAAAAUCUCUUUCCAGGGGGUCAAUAUCACUUCGUUUUCGACCUGAGUUUGAACAUUGCUUCUUACCGACCUGGUAGAUCAUUUUUAGGACAUAAAUAACUUGAAAUAUAUCACUUAAGAUUGUUCCUUUUGAUCUUAACCAGGUUUCUUUUCUUCCAAAAGCGUUUUGGAUGUAAUUUCAAAGGAAUUAGACCAACUACAACUCGUUUUAUCGCAUGCUCGUGUAUUCAGCCGCCAUUACUCAUUACCAGUCUCCCUCAAAACAUCAACGCGUGCAACACAUCACGUUGCGUCAGUCGAGCGAUCAGUAGAGUGGGAAUUUUGCCUCACGAUGAACAAGCUAUACAUUGUAACCAUUUUAAAAUGUAGAGUUUUUAUUCUCCUUUUCAUUUUCCCUUAAUCUUGUGGUUGAAGGUGUGGCAAGUUCAUGAUCGAAUCCUCGCUGAAAUGCUGUCGAUUUCACCAAACAUUUAUACGGCCAUCGCGCAUCAUGUCGCAUCAGUUGAUCGAAAAACAGUAAAUUGAACUUGGUUUCCCUUCAAGAUGCAGGGGGUAUUCAUUGCCAUCAUUUUAGAGUUCAGAGUUUUUAUUCUUCUAUUUGUUUAAGCAUUAAUUUUGUGGUGGUAAGUUUGACUUGUUCUGCAUCCCACACGAAAUGGCGUUAAUUCUAUCAACAUUACGCCCAUGAAGACGAAUAACAAAUCGUAAGCUUGCCCUGAUUAAGGUAAAUUCACAAAUAUAACGGACUUAUUAACUUUCUCUGUUUCAUUUAAAGUAAGAGAUGAGCAAAAAUUGCGGAUCAGGUUACUUUGUGGUUGUGUAGUGUGUUUUAAUGUUGCGAGAUCGCUCCAAUAAAUGGCAACAGAAGUAUACAAGCUUCUGAUGGAAACCGUUGCGUACUAACCAUAAAUGGAUGCAUUCUUCAACUUUAAUAGUCUUUCUUCGUGAAAAUGAACUUUUCCAGAGGGUUUGGGGGGUCUUUGUCACACUUGUGGAAAUUCCGAGGGGGUGGGGGGUCAUCAGUUCCCUGCAAAAAUGGAAAAUCCAGGGAGGUGGGGGGUCCUAAGUGAAAUUCCCUCCGUGGUGGGGGUCUGGAUAUUUUCUGGAACUACACAAUCUCUAUCCAGUGGAUAGUGCAAUUGGUUUCCCAAAUACUUAUCCACUGGAUAGCAAUUUAUCCGGUGGAUAGCGCUAUCAAACAUUUGAACAACUGGGGCCUGAUCUAAAUUAAUAUCAGGGGCACCCAGCGACGGUUUCCUCCUACCACAUUGAAAACACUUUUUAGGCCAUCCCGAGUACUUUAAGAUCUCUAGAAAUGCAUUCUAAGUGGUGCUGUGAAAUUUGUAUCUGUUCGGUCAUCCUAGGGGAACUUGAGCCUUUUCGAAAUUACAGGGGCUUCAGCAUUCUUUUCCCGAAACUUUUAGAUGCAAUUUAAUGUAUUACGAAAGUGAGAAUUUUUCUGAUUUUUCUCUCUAUCACAAUUUUUAAUCCAUAUAUUUUUGGUCUCCUUUUUUCAACAAAAAAUCGCCUUAACUGGGGAAUGAAUUGUGAAAAAUCAAAAUUCAGAAAAUUGUAGGGGAUAUAUUACCUUCGAAAAUUGUAUAUGAAUACAUGGUCAUCUAGACCUUUUUAGCCAUCCUCAAGUCAAAGAAAAUUCUAGGUAAUAUUUGCUUCUCCGAACAGAUAUUUUACAGAAAACAGUCGUUGGGUGUCCCUGUUAAUGUUCUCUUUUUGAUUUACAAAGGACAAAUCAGGCAAACUGGAGGAAAACCUAUCAGACGAUCAAAGACGUCUAGGGGUUAAGUUAAUUGCACUCAAAGUAAAAUAUGUAGGAUUGUAACAAUACAAAUUAUCAUUCAUUGCCAAUUUUUUUCCUUUUCAUUGGCCAAGAGCCCACCAAGUGACCUGCAAAUAACUGCCUACAAAUAAUGGUCUGCUAAUGUGCAAUGUCAUCUAACUAAUUCUUUGGCUGCAAAUAAUAAAUUACUCUUCUCAUGCGUUAAUGAAACCAUGCUUUUCUCCUUCUUGCGAUCGCUCAUGGAAAUGGCAAAUCGCUUUGCUUCCCGAGGAUAUUCAUUAAAAAAACCAACUCAGUGAUCGAAUAAUAAAACAAUGAUUGAACUCAGUUAUCGCAAAAUAUCGAGAUUUGCCAGUGUCUUGCAGACCAAAAAUACAGACUGCAAUACAUGCAAGGACCACUGUACCAUGCACAAUACUCUGCGAAACUAGUCAAGACUAGUUUCCUGUGCUUAGUUAUGCCCAAUACUGCACAGCUGACAAGUGACAAAUAAAUUAUGAGCAUACCUUUGUUCCCCAUCUUGUCUACCAUCUGUCAGAAUAAGAUGAGAAGCAAGGAUGGCUAAUUUUUCAUUUCCUUGUUUUCAUUGUAAAUCACAAAUUAUGGCUAAAAUGCAGUGGUUGGUUAAAAAAUGAUAAAGACAAUGAUUUCAAAUGAUUUUAAUGUAGCAUACAGUGUAUAAUAUUAUUGUGUUGCAAUAUUGUUAUCUCUUUGUCAAAUGUUAAUAUUCAUAUCUUGGGAAGGAUAUCAGCAUUUCUCAAUGCAUUGGGUUAUCAUUACAACCACCAUAACUAAAAAAGUAUGUUAUAGGAAUGCAAGCAAUAUCAAGGCAGUAAGAACCUCAAAUUUAUAUACUAAAACUGAUUAUUUUUCUUUCUUCUUCCUUCUUAAGAAAUUGCUGCAAAGACUUGAAGCCAUCAGACCAACAAGAAGUUUGUCAAGAGACUCUUUACUCAAAGACCACUUAAAACAAAAACAGUACUCAAAAACAGCCUCAAGAAGUCGACCUUCUAGUGCUAAGAGUACAACAUCGAGUGUCUCCCAUUUUUCACGUUCUCCCAGUGAGUCAAGUCUGAUGAUUGGAGAUUCGCUGAGUGUUGCAAGUUCCAGGAUAUCAAGUGGCUCACGUCAAUCUGCACAGCGGAGAAAAAUUUCUAGACCUGUAUGGGAAUCUGGGUGGUAG